Nothobranchius furzeri (turquoise killifish) is the source of this 978-nucleotide messenger RNA. It is a transcript of the gene id1, whose product is annotated as inhibitor of DNA binding 1, HLH protein. The record is from RefSeq and is a predicted model, not a curated record. Lineage: Eukaryota; Metazoa; Chordata; Actinopteri; Cyprinodontiformes; Nothobranchiidae. Gene Ontology annotation, cellular component: cytoplasm; nucleus. Gene Ontology annotation, biological process: negative regulation of transcription by RNA polymerase II; cell differentiation; circadian regulation of gene expression. Gene Ontology annotation, molecular function: protein dimerization activity; transcription regulator activity.
UUCCUCCAUGUCAACUAGACAACUGUCAACACUGACUGAGAAGAUCUCUGAGAGGAGAAUACUCUUGACUUACGCCUCCUAAUCAGCACAACAUGAAGGUUGUUGGAUCUACCUGUGCCCUGAAGACCAAGGUCGGGGGAGAGAUCGGCCUGUCCGAGCAGAGCCUCGCCAUCUCCAAGUGCAAGAUCCCGCUGCUGGACGAGCAGAUGAGCGUCUUCCUCCAGGACAUGAACAGCUGCUACAGCAAGCUGAAGGAGCUCGUGCCCACCCUGCCCACAAACAAGAAGGCCAGCAAGGUGGAGAUCCUGCAGCACGUCAUCGACUACAUCUGGGACCUGCAGGUCGAGCUGGACGAGCCGGAGAAGAGCCGCCAGCACGCCGUCAGCGGCGCGCCGCGCACUCCGCUCACCACGCUCAACUCGGAGCUCGCCAGUAUCUCAGUGGAGAACGGAUGCUCGGACGACAGGAUAAUGUGCCGCUAAGAUCCAGUGGAGCACCUCCCCAUCAUCCCACCGUCUGCGCCCGCCAACCAGAACCGACAAGGCGACUUGAUGUGAAUCCACAUCUAAAUCCUGAGCCUUGAACUGUGUAGGGACGUUUGAAACUCCCAACUGUUAGAAAAAGGACAUCCUCAGGCCGAGAUGGUCUCAACCAGCUCUCGAUUCCUCCGAGGGCUCCUGGGACCAGAGGAGCACCCGUGGUGUCCAGAUGCAGAAGACAGGGUUAGUCCGGGGGACCAAGACAAGUCCAGAGCAACCAGCGCUGCUCGUAGAGUUUUACGUCUCUGUUACACUCUGUAUAAUCACGUGUACAUCAUAUACAGAUCUCAAUAUUUUGUGAAAGGAAAGCUAUUUCUCAGAUUCCUGAGCGACCAAACUGUAUUGUAUAUUACAAUGCCAUAUAUGUGAAGAUAUUGUUUCUUGCAAUGUACUUUAUUUGCGUUUUUAUUAAAACAAGAACACUAUUUUUGAACAAGAA